AUGUGCGAAGGUAGCACACGUGGGCUCGCGUCACUUCCGGGCACGCCUCCAGCCAAUCGGCGUCCGCCACAGCGGGCUCAGCUAAAGCGUGGCAGGGGCCGGCCGGGGAAACGGAGGAGGCGGGUCUCCAUAGAAACCUCCACCUGUUUCCGGCCAGCCUGUACAAGAUCAGGGGCUGCAGCGGGGGCCAAUCAGUCGCUCGCUCCUUCCCGGCGGCCCCUGCGGGAGCGGUGGGUGUUGUACACAAUCAUCAUGGCGGCGGCCGGGGCCCCGGAUGGUGAGUGCGGGCUGGUGGACCUGAAGAUCGUGUGGAACAAGACCAAGCACGACGUGAGGGUUCCUCUGGACAGCACGGGCUCGGAGCUGAAGCAGAAGAUCCACGCCAUCACGGGACUCCCGCCCGCCAUGCAGAAGGUCAUGUAUAAGGGGCUCGUCCCUGAAGACAAGACGUUGAGAGAAAUCAAGGUGACCGGUGGGGCCAAGAUCAUGGUGGUUGGCUCCACGAUAAACGAUGUUUUAGCAGUUAACACGCCCAAAGAUGCUUCGCAGCAGGACGCCACGGCUGACGAGAACAAGAAGGAGCCCCUCUGCAGGCAGAAACAACACAGGAAAGUGUUGGAUAAAGGAAAACCUGAAGACGUGAUGCCUUCUGUUAGGGGUGUCCAGGAGCGCCUGCCAGCAGUCCCUCUGUCCGGCAUGUACAACAAGUCUGGGGGAAAAGUGAGGCUCACCUUUAAGCUAGAACAGGACCAGCUGUGGAUCGGCACUAAAGAGCGGACCGAGAAAUUGCCCAUGGGCUCCAUUAAAAACGUGGUCAGUGAGCCUAUCGAAGGACAUGAGGACUACCACAUGAUGGCAUUUCAGUUGGGCCCCACGGAAGCCUCUUACUACUGGGUGUACUGGGUUCCAACUCAAUACGUGGACGCAAUCAAAGACACUGUGCUGGGCAAGUGGCAGUAUUUUUGAAAGCACUUUCACCUCUGGCCCAGGAAACUGACCCAAAGUGAAGGACCUUGCGGGAGAGGCCUGCAGCAUCCUGGAUCUGAGUUCUGGAACUUUGUUCACAUAAACCGUCUCUGCGCAGUCUGCGGUCAUGUGGGGACUGAAGCCAGAGGUGAUGUACUUGCACCAUUAGCUUAAUUUUAACUUAAAAUCACCAGUUCCCUUUCUUGCAGUCAGCUUCAUACCGUUUUUAAAGUCAGUACCAUGGAAAUCAAUAAAUCUGAAUUCCGAACACAUCUGGAAUACUCUACAAUCUGUUUAUGAGAGUAGAUCUGCCGAUUGAUGUUGAGAAGGGAAUCAAAAGCUUUGUUUAAUUUUUUGCUUUUAAAUGAUUUCAACUGAGAUAUUUUCAUAAAUCUUUGGUUGCAAGCAUUUGGACUGCAUUGUGCUAAGUUGGGGUGUUUUCUUUUUCUUUCCUGAUGUAAAAUUGUAUGCAAAAUAGGGGUUUUAGUAAGCCAUAUUUUCCUGUCCAUCGAUUCAGAUUUCAUUCUCUCCCUUUUUAAUUUUCUCACUUCCUUUAGAUUUGAGUUUUCAUUUAAAAAACCCAAAGAUACCAGUUCCUCUUUCGGUACCUCAUCCGCGCCUCUUCCCUGUGCUUCUCCCCGUGUGGCCACUGCUGCUUGGGGCAGUGCGGCAGAGCAGGCGCCAGGAGGUCUUGGUCAGGGAGCCUCCCUGCCGCAGUGUCUGUGGGCAGCAGAGUCCCGCAAGGACUCCCACCUGCCGCCUUGCCCUGGGACCCGGCUCCCCGAGCCGCAGCUCCAGCAGGAGCAGGUGAAGUUGGUCGGCGCAGCACUGCGGCCGCAGAGCGAGAGACCUGUUUUCUUUGCAAGUUUCAAGAAGCUCUUACACAGUUCAGUGAUGCUGUGCUCCUGCGUCCGCGUCAUCCUUCUGCCUGUGCGUUCGUGAGUUGAAGUGUCCUUUGCCCUGGGCCCAGAGCCGCUGCCUGUGCAGCACAAGGACAUCUGCGCUGUGGUGUGGCUGGUGGCACCGGCCGGCAGGAGCA
Octodon degus (degu) is the source of this 2005-nucleotide messenger RNA. It is a transcript of the gene Ubfd1, whose product is annotated as ubiquitin family domain containing 1. Gene Ontology annotation, molecular function: RNA binding; cadherin binding. NCBI's taxonomy places the organism in Eukaryota, Metazoa, Chordata, Mammalia, Rodentia, Octodontidae. The record is from RefSeq and is a predicted model, not a curated record.